AUGUUAACCGCUGCUACGUCAAAAACCCUAUCUUCUUCCUCAUUUCUUCACAACCCACAAACCAAUUCCCAUUCCCUCGCCUCCACAACCAUUCAUCUCUUCAAAUUUCCUCAAUCUCAGAAAAAAUCCCAUACCAAUUGCCUCUCAAACAAUCACACUGAAAGGGGUAUUGAAUUCGACAUCGGAGACACCUUCUUCCGCCAUGAAAGCGCCACCGGACGCGACUUGGGUGUGCUCGCGGCGUCGCUCUACCGGAGAUCCAAACACAACCUACGGGUUCUCGACGCAUUGUGCGGUUGCGGGAUUCGGUCGCUCCGGUACUUGGUCGAGGCCGAGGCUGAUUUUGUGUGGGCGAAUGACGCUAAUGACGAAAAUCGAAGGGUUAUUUUGAACAAUCUGUCGCAGGUAACGAAAGAAUUUGGGGAUAAUCGGCGGUGGUUGGCUACGAAUUUUGAUGCGAACAGGGUCAUGACGGAGAUCUAUUUACAGAAGGAUUUCUUUGAUUUUAUUGAUGUUGAUUCAUUUGGUAGUGAUUCGACCUUCUUGAGGUCUGCGAUCAACGCGUUGAAAGUGGAUGGAUUGCUCUAUGUUACGUCCACGGAUGGUUACUCUUCCGGCGGUCAUCGACCUUCUCAAUCUUUAGCUGCAUAUGGAGCAUAUGUGCGUCCCAUGCCAUUUUCGAAUGAAAUUGGUUUGCGAAUGCUUAUAGGUGGGGUUGUACGUGAAGCUUCUGUACUGGGUUACUAUGCAACACCACUCUUUUCGUAUUAUUCAUACCAUGGACCUGUUUUUAGAGUUCUGCUUCGUAUCAAUCGAGGGAAGAUUAUGGAUCACAGGCAUUAUGGCUUCAUCAGCUAUUGCAAAAAAUGUGGAAAUUCUCAAGUUUUCUCGUGGACUGAACUUGGACUGAUGAGUUGUCCUUGCAACGAUUCAAGAGUUUCUGAAUCGCUCGUGGUUUCUGGACCUCUUUGGACCGGACCUCUACACAGUGCAGACUACAUUGAAGACAUGUUAACCUUGGCUAAGCAAUGGGGAUGGAUUGGCAAUGGCCAGGGGAUGGAUCUUGAGAAACUUCUGCAACAGAUGGUAGAUGAGAGUGACUCCAAACUACCAGUUGGGUUCAUCAAAUUAGACGAGGUUGCAAGCCGUGCUAAAGUAAACUCACCUCCCCUCAAAGUCAUGAUGAACGAGAUGAUCAAGGCUGGAUAUGCUGCUAGUAGGUCUCAUAUUGCCUCAAACGCAAUCAAGACAAACUGUCCAAUGGCUGAGUGCAUCAGAAUUGCUCUCGAACUGCAGCAUAGUUGUCUCGGUGUGCAUUGAAUGUUGUAGCGACAGUUUGUGGCUGUGGAAACUACAAUCCUUCAUUGCUUGUUGCAGACAAGCAAAGGUGAACAAGACCGAACAAACGUAAGCAUCUUUCUCUAGUUGUCUCACUUUGAAAAUUGAUGAUGAUAAUAGUGGGUCAAAUGAACUAACAGUGGGAAUGUGCCCAAAGACAUGUGAAUGAUUUAGAAAGGAAAUGUAAAAAUUAGCCUUUUGUACUUCAUAUAUGCAUUCUGUACUCAAGCUUUGAUGACAUUUUAAAUUACUGCCA
This is a messenger RNA of Momordica charantia (bitter melon), 1594 nucleotides long. Its product is annotated as N2,N2-dimethylguanosine tRNA methyltransferase. Lineage: Eukaryota; Viridiplantae; Streptophyta; Magnoliopsida; Cucurbitales; Cucurbitaceae. Gene Ontology annotation, molecular function: tRNA (guanine) methyltransferase activity; RNA binding. Gene Ontology annotation, cellular component: nucleus. Gene Ontology annotation, biological process: tRNA N2-guanine methylation. The record is from RefSeq and is a predicted model, not a curated record.